GCGGAGCCGGCGAGCAGUGCGUAGUCGAGACCCGGCCAGCAGCCGCUCCGCCUCCCAGCCGGCAGGGCCCCGACGGCCGCGCCGCGGACUCUCCCUGUGCCCGAAGACAGGUGCAUGGCGCCCCGGGAAGCGCUCUGAGAGCGGGGCUCGGCGCCGCGGGCGGCACGAUGGCCCUCGAACAGGCGCUGCAAGCGGCGCGACAGGGCGAGCUGGACGUGCUGAAGUCCCUGCACUCCGCUGGCCUGCUGGGGCCCUCGCUGCGCGACCCGCUGGACGCGCUGCCGGUGCACCAUGCGGCCCGCGCCGGCAAGCUGCACUGUCUGCGCUUCCUGGUGGAGGAGGCCGCCCUGCCAGCCGCGGCCCGUGCGCGGAAUGGCGCCACGCCGGCCCACGACGCCGCCGCCACCGGCCACCUCUCCUGCCUGCAGUGGCUGCUCUCGCAGGGCGGCUGCAGAGUGCAGGUGGGUCUGAGCUGCUCUCUGGCCCCCCUGGGGUUUCCUCCCCAGGAGAGUUCUCCUCGAUGGGUGCUUCCUGUCCGCAGGGGAGUGAAUGCCCAAACCAAGAACGGUGCCACGCCCCUGUACCUGGCCUGCCAGGAGGGCCACCUGGAGGUGACGCAGUAUCUGGUGCAGGAGUGCGGGGCCGACCCGCACAUAAGCGCCCACGACGGCAUGACCCCGCUGCACGCCGCGGCACAGAUGGGCCACAGCCCGGUCAUCGUGUGGCUGGUGAGCUGCACUGACGUGAGCCUGUCGGAGCAGGACAAGGACGGCGCCACGGCCAUGCACUUUGCGGCGAGCCGCGGCCACGCCAAAGUGCUCAGCUGGCUCCUGCUACACGGCGGCGAGAUUUCGGCUGACCUCUGGGGCGGGACCCCGCUGCAUGACGCCGCGGAGAACGGAGAGCUAGAGUGCUGCCAGAUCCUGGUAGUGAAUGGCGCGGAGCUGGACGUCCGCGACCGCGAUGGGUACACGGCCGCUGACCUCUCGGACUACAAUGGCCACAGCCACUGCACCCGCUACCUGCGCACCGUGGAGAACCUGAGCGUGGAGCACCGCGUGCUGUCCCGGGACCCAUCCGCUGAACUGGAGACCAAGCAGCCUGACUCAGGCAUGUCCUCGCCCAAUACCACCAUGUCGGUCCAGCCGCUUAACUUUGACCUCAGCUCACCCACCAGCACCCUCUCCAACUACGACUCCUGCUCCUCCAGCCAGUCCAGUAUCAAGGGUCGGCACCCCCCAUGUGGGCUUCCCAGCGCCACAGCUGCAGACAUCCAGAGCUACAUGGACAUGCUGAGCCCAGAGCUGAGCCUGGCCCAAGGCAAGCUGGAGAAAACCACGCAGCCACCACCGCCACCCAGAUUCCCUCCACCACCCCCACCCCCGGGCACCCAGCUGCCCCCGCCCCCGCCCGGCUACCCAGCUCCCAAGCCCCCUGUGGGGCUUCACGCAGCUGACAUCUACAUGCAGACCAAGAGCAAACUCCGCCAUGUGGAGACUCCGGCAUCCAAGAAGGAGCUGAGCUCCCACGACGGCCACAACGGGCUGCGGAGACAGGACUCUAGCCGCAAGCCCCGCGCCUUCAGCAAGCAGCCCAGCACGGGGGACUACUACCGCCAGCUGGGCCGCUGUCCGGGGGAGCCGCUGGCCGCUCGCCCGGGCAUGGCGCACAGUGAGGAGGUGCGUGCCCGCCAGCCCGCACCCAUCGGCCGCCCUGGACCCGGCCGGGCCUCCUGCUUCUCACUCGCUGGCUCCUCCGCUCCCCCGCAGGCGGCGCUGCUCCCCGGGAACCACGUGCACAACGGCUGCACCGCGGACCCUAAGGCAUCCAGGGAGCUGCCCCCACCGCCCCCGCCGCCGCCUCCCUUGCCCGAGGGCCUGAGCUCGCCGCCUCCUGCUCCGCCUUUGCCCUUCGAGGGCGCCGGCCCUGGCUGCGGGCAGCGUCGCUCCUCCUCCUCCACUGGCAGCACCAAGUCUUUCAACAUGAUGUCUCCGACGGGUGACAACUCAGAGCUACUGGCUGAGAUUAAGGCGGGCAAGAGUCUGAAGCCGACGCCGCAGAGCAAAGGUCUGACCACGGUGUUCUCCGGAAGCGGGCAGCCGGCCACUCAGCCUGACUCACCACUGCCGCCAGCGUCGCCCGCACCGUCACGAGCCCGGAGCCCCACUCCGCCGGCUGCGGGACCCCAGCCACUGCUCAACGGCAGCUUGGCGCCAGCGCCUCCUGCCACCCCUGCGCCGGGCGUGCAGCUCGACGUCGAGGCGCUCGUCCCUACGCACGACGAGCAGGGCCGGCCCAUCCCCGAAUGGAAGCGCCAGGUGAUGGUUCGCAAGCUGCAGCUGAAGAUGCAAGAGGAGGAGGAGCAGAGGCGGAAGGAGGAGGAAGAGGAGGCCAGGCUGGCCAGCAUGCCUGCCUGGAGGCGGGACCUCCUGAGGAAGAAGCUAGGAGAGGAGAGGGAGCAAAAGCGGAAAGAGGAGGAACGACAGAAGCAGGAGGAGAUGCAGCGGGAAAAAGAACAGUCGGAGAAGCUGCGGACGCUGGGCUACGACGAGACCAAGCUGGCGCCCUGGCAGCGACAGAUCAUCCUGAAGAAGGGGGACAUCGCUAAGUACUAGAUGCCGCUUUCCUGCUCGCAUCUUCUAGAGUUCUGGCGGGGGCGGGGGAAAGCAGGCCCCCGCCCCGGCCUGCCCGGCCCAGACGGAAGGGCUGGGAGCCACACCGCCCUCCCCUCCCGCGCUGGAACCCCACCCUGACCCUCACCCCGGCCCUCGCAUUCCCAGCCCGGGACGACGCUGGAGCGCGCCCACCGCCGCUGCGGUGGCCCAGAAAAAGUGCCCAAGUCGUUGACGUAAAAGAUGCUGCUUAUUUGCAUGCCUAUUUACAUAUAUUUGCAUGUUCGUUCAAUGUCAGCGUGUGCAGAGCUUUUCCCAGCCCCGUGGGUGGUGACUUUGUUUUCCCUAGGGGUGCGCGCCUGGCUUUAGCUCCCUCCCCCGCACCCCGGAACCCGCGUCGCUGGCGCAUCCUGGGCGGAGGCAGGCCCCGCGUUCCGCUCGGGGAAGGGGUUUUCCUCCCUCCCUGACCCAGAUAUGCGCUCGGGCCUCAUUUCCCAUCCCUGCCGAGGGCUUCCUCUCAGUCAUUUGUUUACCAGAAACGAUGAAAACUGCAAAUUGCCCGUCGGGACGGAGUUGCCGCUCCCGGGGCUCCACCUCUGCCCCCACCUUCCUCCGGUGAAGUCUGCGCGCCGUCCCAAGCCAGGCCCCGAGCUCCCUGGACCCUUUCACUGCUGUGGUGGAGUGAGUGGAGGACGAGGGGCCCUGAACCUGUCUCCGACCUCUGCCUCCCUGGUCCCCGCUGUCUCGCACCCCCAUUAAAGCUCUUCUCCGCCG
Messenger RNA from Hipposideros armiger (great roundleaf bat), 3386 nucleotides. It is a transcript of the gene ESPN, whose product is annotated as espin. Gene Ontology annotation, cellular component: cytoplasm. NCBI's taxonomy places the organism in Eukaryota, Metazoa, Chordata, Mammalia, Chiroptera, Hipposideridae. The transcript has 13 exons. Gene Ontology annotation, biological process: actin filament bundle assembly. The record is from RefSeq and is a predicted model, not a curated record. Gene Ontology annotation, molecular function: actin filament binding. The coding region runs from base 168 to 2615 and encodes 815 amino acids.